This is a messenger RNA of Oryza brachyantha (malo sina), 3973 nucleotides long. RefSeq names its product filament-like plant protein 3. The record is from RefSeq and is a predicted model, not a curated record. The transcript is spliced from 5 exons. NCBI's taxonomy places the organism in Eukaryota, Viridiplantae, Streptophyta, Magnoliopsida, Poales, Poaceae. Bases 491 to 3661 code for a protein of 1056 amino acids.
CGGAGGGGAGGGAGCGAGUGCACAAGCUGUACUGGCCUCACAUGGCGAAAGCUGCAGGGGGUGGUGGUGGCCAUGGCUGGCUGGCCCCGCGCCACUUUUUUGUUCUUCUCUCCCCCUCCAUCCACCCGCUUUUGAGCUCCUCCUCUCCUCUCCCUGUGUGCGCUGCCGAUCUGUGCGCGUGAGCUGUGACGACGCCUGCCCCCUCUCGCUUUCCCUCCCAGCUCAGCUCAUGGCCGCCCUGUUCGUCCUAGAGAGAUAAAGAGGAGAGAGAGAGAGAGAGAGAGUUAUUGGGAAGGGAGAGGCAAUGUGGUGGCUGUGCUGCGUUCUUCACGGAGGUCUUGCGACGCGAGGCCGCACUCUCUUCUCCGUGUAGACGAUGAAUUCGACGCGACCAGCAAUCUGCAACUUGACGAGCUGCCGACCUAUGAAAAGCAGCAUUUGGUGGUAACUCGGAAAGCAGGAGUUUCAGCUCUGAUCUGCUGAACAGUUCAUGGUUAUGGAUCGUACUAGUUGGCUCUGGAGGCGCAAGCCGUCAGACAAGAGCCCUGGAGGCACCGAGAACACCGUUUCUGUGUCGUCACAUUCUGAGCAUUACUCUGAUGAUCAGGAGAUUCUGAGGCCUGUCUCAAACAAUGCUCCACCACAUCCUGGCCAAUUAACUGGAAUAUCUUCACGGAUUAGGGAUGAUGGGACCCAAGAGUCUGGAGACAGCAAACCCGUGAAUGAUAAGUUAGUAUUGGGAGUGAAACUAAAUGAUUCUUCUCCACAGCAUGGCCAAUCACCACAGCCGCAGUCGUCUUCAAAUGUCAAAGAUGAAGAUGUCAAGGAGAACUUGAAGAGUUUGAAUGAAAAACUUGCUGCUGCACUUUUAACAAUUAAUGCUAAAGAGGACUUGGUGAGGCAGCACGCCAAAGUCACAGAAGAGGCUGUUUUGGGUUGGGAACAAGCUGAAUCUGAAGUUACUGCCCUGAAGAAGCUACUUGAAGCUUCAGCACAGAAGAAUGGUUCUCUCGAGGUUCAAGUUGGCCACUUAGCUGAAAAAAAUGCUUCUCUCGAGGUUCAAGUCAGCCACUUAGACGAGGCCCUAAAGGAAUGUGUCAGGCAGCUGCACCUAGCACGGGAAGAUCAGAAGGAGAAAGUCCGUGAUGUAGUUACCAAAUCCCAGGAGUUGGAGUCUGAGAACUCAAAGCUCCAAAACUGCAUCACUGAGCUGACGAAGCAGCUGGAAGCCAUGAAAAUAGAAGCCUCCAACAUGUCUAUAGAGCAUGACCUGCAAGAAAAGUUUCAGGAAAUUAAGAAAGAGAACUUGGAUGUCAAGUCCAAGCUUCUUGUACAGUCCAAGGAUCUAAAGAUACUAUCACUGGAAAGAGACUUGAGCAAUCAAGCAGCGGAGACAGCAAGUAAGCAACAUUUGGAAAGUGUGAAAAAAAUUGCAAGGCUUGAGGCAGAGUGCCGCAGAUUACAUCAUCUAACUUGCAAAACAACAUUAAUUAAUGAUUCUAGGCCUCUGGCAAGCAAUAAUUGUGUGGAAUCACUAACUGAUAGCCACUCUGACAGUGCUGAACGUAUGGCUGCUGUUGAUAAUGAACUGCGAAAUUCUGACUCGUGGGCAUCUGCUCUGGUAGCCGAGCUUGAUCAGUUCAGGAGUGGCAAAGCUGAUGAGAAAAAUCUUGUGAAUAAUCCUGUUGAAAUUGACCUAAUGGAUGACUUUCUUGAGAUGGAAAGAUUAGCUGCAUUGCCUGAAUCAGACCGCACAAGCUCUACCUUCGAUAUGGAAACAGAUUCUGAUAAAGCUGUGACCCGAAACAACUCCACUAAACUUGAAACUGAAGAAUUGAGGAACCAGGUGGCUGAUUUGCAUGCACAGGUUGAGAAUAUUGAAUGUGAAAAAAAGGAGCUCGAGAUAGCGCUAAUGGAAGCAAGAAAUCAACUUGACAUCUCCUGCAAUGCACUAGUGGCAGCUAAGAACAGGCUAGUUGAAAUGGAAAUGGAGUUGGACUCGGCAAAUGAAUCCAAGCAUGCUACUUUGGGGGAUUUGGAGAGAUUGAGCUCGGAGAAGAAGGCUUUGGAAUUUCAACUGGAGUCUAAAUCUGUACAAGUAGAGGAGUUACUUCUGGUGGUGGCUUCAUUGGAUGAAAAUGCAGAAAGGAAAGAAUUGGAGUCACAAUUAGAACAGCUUUCAGUGGAAGUCAAAGAGCUUCGUCUGACUGUAACAUCAUUAGAAGAGAGGAUUGAAGCUGAAAGGGUUCUUUCCAUGCAGCACCAAGCAACAGCAGAGGCUGCAUGUAAUGCAAAAGAAUCAUUGGAGGGACAGCUGCACUCAGCUAACACUGAAGUAGGGAGAUUGCGUGGCAUUGUCAAAGAUCUGGAGGAUGAAGUAGAAAAAGAGAAGGUGAGGCAGGAAGAACUCACAGCUGAAUUAGAAAUGGAGAUUGAAACAGCUGUUGGGGCUGUUAAAGAAUCAUUGCAAGCACAACUUUGUUCAGCAAACACUGAAGUAGAGAGACUACAUGGCAUAGUUCAGGCACUAGAGAAUGAUGUUGAAAAAGAGAAGGCACUACAUAAAGAACUGACAGCACAAUUAGAGGUGAAGAUUGAAGAAGAGAGAACUCGUUCUGUCCAGACUGUUAAGGAAUCAAUGGAGGCACAGCUAUGUUCAUCAAACACUGAAGUACUGAAACUGCGUAACAUUGUUAGAGCACUACAGAAUGAGGUAGAAAAAGAGAAGGCACUGCAUGAAGAUCUUGCAGCACAGUUGGAGAUGAAGAUCGAAGCAGAGAGAACUCUUUCUGUGGAUGCUUUUAAAGAAUCAUUUCAGGCAGAACUCCAGUCAGUAAACUCAGAAGUAGUGAAGCUGCGUGGUACGAUGACUGCACUUGAGCAUGAGGUGGUAAAGGAGAAGACAUUUUCUGCAGAGCUUCAAAUGCAGCUAGAAGCUGUGGAGGCUAUAAAAAGGGUGUUGGAGUCCGAGGUUGAGUCUGCACUUCAGGAUAACAGAAAGCUCAAUGAGAAGGUGGAAACUUUUGAAGCAAAACUCAAGAAACAGGUAUCUUCAGCAGUGGAAUUCACUGCAAAGGAAGAAGCCAUGCAGUCAGAGAGAAGGGCAAUGAAGCAACAACUUGAUGCAGCAAAGAUGGAAGUUGGAAAUCUGACAAACAAGGUGAGCUUGCUCCAAGGGGAGCUGUUGCAGGAGAGAUUGUUAUCAGAAGAGUUCGAACAAGAAUACCGCAAGCUAGAGGCUCGGUUAUCGAGGGAUAGUCGGGAUGCAAAGCUCUGGCGACUUGCAAAUUCGAAUGGUGGUCUGAAGGCCAAGCAGGAGAAGGAGCUUGCGAGCGCUGCCGGGAAGCUCGCGGAGUGCCAGAAGACCAUAGCUUCUCUUGGACGUCAGUUGAAAUCACUGACAGACAUCGACAACAUGAUUGUGGAGCCUGAAAGGCUUGAACCCAGAGAAAUCAGAGAAAUGCCUCUUGACUUUAGAAACAGUGACGCUGACUUUGCAGUAUUUGCAGAUGAAUUGUAUGAUUUCGACCUUCCAAAGAGCAACAGCAGCUGCUUUUCACCGCUACCAUCGAUCCAGCCCUCUUCCCCACCCGAAGAAAUGUCAGUGUUUGCAGGGGGGCUGUCUUCACUUAGUAGUUUCAGAAGCAAAAGAAGAAAGUAAGAGCUGGCGAAGAAAUUGUCCAGAUGCCACUAACAGUUCAUGGAUGCUCUCAUCUUUAGGUAGAUCCGUGUACAUUUACAGAAGCUGAUUGUUAGAUUCGUGUGCUGAAUUCCAUUCCAGCAAGCUCAGUUUUUACAGCCUGCUUGAUGAGAUUUUACUGUAUCAGUGUUGGCUGUUUGCUGCCAAAAAAAAGGAAGAAGAAGAAGAAGAAGAAAAAAUGUAAGCUCAGUAUCAGUGUGAGACUGCAGAAGUGCAGAUACAUUGUGUAUUUGUGUUGUGCGGCUUAUACUUGCUGUGUGAUCAUAUUACCAA